AUGGAGGCUGUUGGUCUCACCGUCGGGGUCGUUGGGCUCGCUGGCCUCUUCAGCUCCUGCCUAGAGGCUGUGGACAAGGUGCAGACCUACCGAUCAUUCGGGCCCGACUCGCACGUACUAGACACCAAGUUCAAGGCUACCAAGGUCCGCCUCGAGGAAUGGGGUCGGCGCGUCGGGUUCGAAGAAACGAUGCGGUCGGAAGACCACCACCCUGCUCUCGACAACCGCGAUAUAUUUGCGACGGUACGGGAUAUUUUACAGAUCAUUAAUACUCUCUGUGAUGCGAGUGACACGUCUGUACACCGCACCGGCCGGGCCAUGACGCCAAGUAAUGACGCCUCGUUGGGCUCGCUCCGACCCCAGCCUCACGGCACGAGGCGACGGAAACUGGUUUGGACGCUCUGGGGCAAGACAGAGCGCACAGAUCAGGUCGAGCUGUUCGAAAAGCUGGUGCAACAACUGCACAACUUGGUGCCCGUCCAUGCAGUGCAGGGGACGCGGCCGGUACACGAGCUGGACACCAGGCGCACCGACAAGCUCGCGUCCGGGUUAGAAACUUCCUCAGGCCAUGCUUGGCCCGCUGAGCUGCAGCGGAUCCUCGCCCGGAUCGAAGAGGCGAACAGAGCCGAGACGCGACGGGCAAUCCACUCCUGGCUCGGCCGCGGGUCCCCAAACGAACGCUACCAUGACUCCGUCCAGAAGAGGCUUGUCGGCACCUGCGACUGGAUCUUCCACCAGCCCGCAUUCCAGAACUGGCUCGACCAAGAAUUCCCCGCAGGCGCAAAGCUGCUGUGGAUCAACGGACCCGCAGGGUUCGGCAAGACGAUUCUGUGCGCGCACGUCGUCGAACACGAGUACGCUUCGGGUCCCCGUGUGAAAACUUAGGCUCCCCGUGUGCCUAGCCUAAGGAGGCAAGGCUUAACGCUAGUAAUGCAGCUAGACGAGAGUUCUUAAGUUUUCCCGAAUAAUGAGGGUUUGGUGCAGACAGGGAUAAAUAAGUUUCUCG
Ilyonectria robusta is the source of this 1006-nucleotide messenger RNA. Its product is annotated as prion-inhibition and propagation-domain-containing protein. Bases 1 to 885 code for a protein of 294 amino acids. Lineage: Eukaryota; Fungi; Ascomycota; Sordariomycetes; Hypocreales; Nectriaceae. The record is from RefSeq and is a predicted model, not a curated record. The transcript has 4 exons.